Messenger RNA from Ahaetulla prasina, 1449 nucleotides. It is a transcript of the gene SLC25A3, whose product is annotated as solute carrier family 25 member 3. Gene Ontology annotation, biological process: mitochondrial phosphate ion transmembrane transport. The transcript has 8 exons. Bases 172 to 1260 code for a protein of 362 amino acids. Gene Ontology annotation, cellular component: mitochondrial inner membrane. The record is from RefSeq and is a predicted model, not a curated record. NCBI's taxonomy places the organism in Eukaryota, Metazoa, Chordata, Lepidosauria, Squamata, Colubridae. Gene Ontology annotation, molecular function: phosphate transmembrane transporter activity.
UUGCUUGCCCAAUCGCAAGCGCGAGUUGCCGGGCGGUUGCCCCGCCCGUUGCGUCAGAGAGGGACAAAGUCAUUGAGGAAGGUUGAUUUUCGGCCUUUUAGAAGAGUCGGCCGUCGGGGUGGAGGCCGGGCAGUUACGGGUGUUCCGCCAUUUUAGGAGUUUCCUGCCGCCAUGUUUUCGACUAUCGCGCCGCUUGUGCGGCUUAAUCCAUUCCACGCUCCUCAGCUCGAGUUGCACCAGAACAGCUGCGGCCCGAGGAAGCGCCUGACUGAAUCGGAAGAGGCCUCCUGCACUCGUCGGAGCCUGGCAGCCGCUUCCUCAGAAGCAGAACAAUAUAGCUGUGCAUAUGGCUCUGGCAGAUUCUUCAUUCUUUGUGGCUUUGGUGGAAUUAUUAGUUGUGGUACUACACAUACAGCAUUGGUUCCCUUAGAUCUUGUUAAAUGCCGAAUUCAGGUGGAUCCUCAGAAAUAUAAGAGUAUCUUCAAUGGAUUUUCAGUCACUCUCAAAGAAGAUGGUGUUCGUGGUUUGGGAAAGGGAUGGGCUCCAACUUUUAUUGGCUAUUCCAUGCAAGGACUUUGCAAAUUUGGUUUUUAUGAAGUUUUCAAAAUCCUGUAUGGCAACAUAUUGGGAGAGGAAAACUCAUAUUUGUGGCGUACAUCAUUGUAUUUAGCUGCAUCUGCCAGUGCAGAGUUCUUUGCCGAUAUUGCUCUGGCUCCAAUGGAAGCUGCUAAGGUUCGCAUUCAGACACAGCCUGGAUAUGCUAAUACAUUGAGGCAAGCAGUCCCCAAAAUGUAUGCAGAAGAAGGUAUUUGGGCUUUCUACAAAGGAGUUGCUCCACUGUGGAUGAGGCAGAUUCCAUACACAAUGAUGAAGUUUGCCUGCUUUGAAAGAACUGUGGAAGCUCUUUACAAAUAUGUUGUUCCCAAACCAAGAAGUGAAUGUUCAAAAGGAGAACAGCUCGUUGUUACAUUUAUAGCAGGCUAUAUUGCUGGUAUCUUCUGUGCCAUUGUCUCACAUCCUGCUGAUUCUGUGGUAUCUGUGUUGAACAAAGAAAAAGGCAGUUCAGCUCUGGCAGUACUGAAGAGGCUGGGAUUCACAGGAGUAUGGAAGGGUCUGUUUGCCCGUAUCAUUAUGAUUGGUACCUUGACAGCACUACAGUGGUUUAUCUAUGACUCUGUGAAAGUUUAUUUCAAGCUUCCUCGUCCACCUCCACCUGAGAUGCCAGAUUCCUUGAAGAAAAAGCUUGGUCUUACUGAGUAGAUGAAUGAUGGACUGAAUGGCUGAUAAUGAAACAUUGUGAAACUUCUCAUGGCAGUAUAGGACAAUGAAACAUGCUUGGCUCGUGCUGUCAUUGGUGGUCAAAAUAAAGAAUAACUAGAAAGACUUUGUUUCAUAGUUUUAAGUCUGACAGGAGAAAAUAGUGUCAUCCUAAUAAAGAGAAACAACAUA